Molecule: messenger RNA, 3469 nt
Organism: Cajanus cajan (pigeon pea)
Lineage: Eukaryota; Viridiplantae; Streptophyta; Magnoliopsida; Fabales; Fabaceae
Source: RefSeq, a predicted model, not a curated record
AGUCACCACUAACACCAAACCCUCUCUCUCUUUUCCUCACACUUUCCCUCCAUCAUUCCUCCACUUCCAACAAAAUCAGUGAGGAUCAGAGAAGAAGCAUUGGCCAGAGUUGGUCACCUUUUACCUUGUACGCAUGACUGCAAGGGGCAGUGACCCCAGAAGGGGUCGUCUUUGGCCACAAAUGGCCAUGGCAUUGGCCAUUGCUUUGAUAUCCACCACUGUCAAUGCAGAUGGUUACCCUUACUACUCUCCUCCACCACCUUAUGAGUACAAAUCACCCCCUCCACCUUCGCCCUCACCACCACCUCCUUAUGAGUACAAGUCACCACCUCCACCCCCUUAUGAGCACAAGGCUCCACCUUAUGAGUACAAGUCACCACCUCCACCCUCACCCUCACCUCCUCCACCUUAUGAGUACAAGUCUCCACCUCCACCCCCUCAUGAGCACAAGGCUCCACCUUAUGAGUACAAGUCACCACCUCCACCCUCACCCUCACCUCCUCCACCUUAUGAGUACAAGUCUCCACCACCUCCACCAUAUGAGCACAAGGCUCCUCCAUAUGUGUACAAGUCACCACCUCCACCAUCUCCUUCACCACCACCUCCUUAUGUCUACAAGUCACCUCCUCCUCCUCCUUAUGUGUACAAGUCACCUCCUCCUCCUCCUUACGUGUACAAGUCACCACCUCCACCCCCAUAUGAGCACAAGGCUCCACCAUACUACUACAAGUCACCACCACCUCCUUCACCGUCACCUCCACCUCCUUACUAUUACAAGUCUCCUCCACCACCCUCACCCUCACCUCCACCCCCUUACUAUUACAAGUCCCCACCACCACCUUCACCAUCUCCUCCUCCACCCUACUAUUACAAGUCUCCUCCUCCACCUGUAAAGUCUCCAGCUCCAACUCCCUACUACUACAAAUCUCCUCCUCCUCCAUCCCCCACUCCUUACUAUUACAAAUCUCCACCACCACCAUCACCAACUCCUUACUACUACAAGUCCCCUCCCCCACCACCUUACUACUACAAAUCUCCUCCUCCUCCAUCACCAACUCCUUACUACUACAAAUCUCCACCACCGCCAUCACCAACUCCUUACUACUACAAGUCCCCACCACCACCAUCCCCAACUCCUUACUACUAUAAGUCUCCUCCCCCACCACCUUACUACUACAAGUCUCCACCACCACCAUCCCCAACUCCUUACUACUACAAGUCUCCACCUCCUCCAUCUCCAGCUCCUUACUACUACAAAUCCCCCCCACCACCAUCACCAACUCCUUACUACUACAAGUCUCCUCCCCCACCACCUUACUACUACAAAUCACCUCCUCCUCCAUCCCCAGCUCCUUACUACUAUAAGUCUCCACCACCACCAUCCCCAACUCCUUACUACUACAAGUCUCCUCCUCCUCCUUCACCCACUCCAUACUACUACAAUUCACCACCACCACCUCCCUACUACUAUAACUCUCCUCCUCCACCGGUUGUGUAUCCCCCACAUCCCCACCACCACCCUUUGAUUGUCAAGGUAGUGGGUAAAGUCUACAGCUACAAGUGCUACAACUGGGAGUAUCCCGAAAAGUCUCACAACAAGAAACACCUCAAAGGUGCCGUUGUUGAGGUUAAAUGCAAAGCAGGAAGGAAUAUCAUCAAGGCUUAUGGUGAAACUAAGAGCAAUGGAAAGUACAGUAUCACACUUAAGGACUUCAACUAUGUAAAAUAUGGAUCCAUAGUGUGCAAGGCCAAGCUUUACGCUCCACCUAAGGAUUCACCCUUCAACAUCCCUACCAAGCUAAAUGAGGGAACUGACUUGAAGGUGAAAUCCAAGGACAAGUAUGAAGUUGUGCUCAAGGCUAAACCAUUUGCUUAUGCUUCAAAGAAGCAUUUUGAAGAAUGUGAAAAGCCCAAGCCUUCACCAACUCCUUACUACUCUCCAUACUACUACCAAUCCCCACCCCCACCAUCACCAAAACCUAAGCCUCCAUACUACUACCACUCUCCACCUCCUCCAUCACCCUCUCCUCCUCCCCCAUACUAUUAUAAGUCACCACCCCCACCAUCACCAGUUCCAAAGUCCCCAUACUACUACCACUCUCCACCCCCACCAUCACCCUCUCCUCCUCCCCCAUACUAUUAUAAAUCACCACCUCCACCUUCACCUUCCCCCCCUCCUCCAUACUACUAUAAAUCUCCACCACCGCCUUCACCAUCCCCACCUCCACCAUAUUAUUAUCAAUCCCCACCUCCACCUAAAGAGCAUGUACACCCUCCCUACUACUACCACUCUCCACCCCCACCAUCCCCCUCUCCUCCUCCCCCAUACUAUUAUAAGUCCCCACCCCCACCUUCUCCAUCCCCUCCUCCUCCAUACUACUAUAAAUCUCCACCACCGCCUUCACCAUCCCCACCUCCACCAUACUAUUAUCAAUCACCACCUCCACCUAAAGAGCAUGUACACCCUCCCUACUACUACCACUCUCCACCUCCACCAUCCCCCUCUCCUCCUCCCCCAUACUAUUAUAAGUCACCACCCCCACCUUCUCCAUCCCCUCCUCCUCCAUACUAUUAUAAAUCUCCCCCACCACCUUCACCAUCCCCUCCUCCUCCAUACUACUAUAAAUCGCCCCCACCACCUAAAGAACACACACACCCUCCCUACUACUACCACUCACCUCCACCACCAUCCCCCUCUCCUCCUCCCCCUUACUACUACCACUCUCCACCACCACCAUCCCCAUCUCCACCACCUCCUUAUCACUAUCAAAGUCCUCCUCCUCCAUCUCCCACUCCUCAUCCUCCCUACUACUACAAAUCCCCUCCACCACCAACGUCACCUCCUUACCACUACGUGAGUCCUCCACCACCUUCCCCAUCUCCUCCCCCACCAUACCAUUACAAAUCACCACCUCCUCCCUCCCCAGCUCCCGCUCCCACAUACAUUUACAAAUCGCCUCCUCCACCUCCGGUUUACAUCUAUGCUUCCCCACCUCCACCUAUCUACAAGUAAGCUCGGAAUGCGGAAGCACCAGCCAUGAUAAAUCAUGUUCUAGUUUUCAUCGAGGAAUAAAGGCAAGCUCCAUUUGGAGCCAAGUGAAACAUCUAUCUUCCUGUACAAGUUCUUUGAAUAAAAGUCUGAAUGUGUCAUGCCUGCGCUACAAUAUUCGUGAUUCAGACGAGGUUGGUUCUAUUUGUUUCAUGGGCAUCUUGCACGUCCUGAUCUUAUUGUGUUCAAGUGAGGGACAAAUGAGAACGGGGAAGAGAGAUUUGAAAUGUAAAUGCCAAGUAAAAGUCCAAAGUACAGUCCACUUCUAGUCAUCUCUUUAAUUUAUUUGUUCAUAUAGAUUAAUAUGCUCGUGUAUGAUUGCUUUUCUAUUUAUUGUGCCAUUUUUGGAUUGUACCCUGUUGUUGUGUUUGCAAUAAGAGUACUAGUAAUAAACCAGCAAAUUCAAUUUCUGUUCGCAAA